GGGAGCAGUUCUCUCGAGCAUAACCAGUCACCCUUGCACCUUUGUUCUUUCUUUCUUCCCUUUACUCAAUUCUACCCUCUACGCCCCUCUCGAUUAGAAAAAAUGAUUCUCAACGCUUCAAUCAUAACGCGAGGGGGCAAGAUUGUGGUGUCACGAUCGUUCAGGGAGAUUCAACGCUCGAGAAUAGAGGCUCUGCUAGCGUCGUUUCCGAAGCUUGCAAGCUCUGGCUCUGGAUCGCAACAUACUGUAGUAGAAGCCAACUCAGUCCGCUAUGUCUGGCAGAACCUCGAGGAGUUCUACCUUGUCCUCAUCACAAAUGUUGGCUCGAACAUUUUGCAGGAUAUCGACUCCCUUCACUUGUAUGCACAAGUUGUUACUAGCAUCUGCAGCAAGACAUUGGACGAGCGAGAGAUUUUGAAGCAUGCCUUCGAACUACUUAGCGCAUUUGACGAGCUUGUCACCCUCGGGUAUAGGGAAAACCUUACUCUCAGCCAGAUAAACACGUUCCUUGCCAUGGAAUCCCACGAAGAACGGAUCCAGGAAAUUAUUGCCCGCAAUAAAGAGCUUGAAGCAACAGAGGAGAGAAAACGCAAGGCGAAGCAAUUAGAAAUGCAGCGGAAAGAGAUGGCUCGAAACGCGAGGGGAAUGGCUGGCGGAAUGUCCGCAGGAAUGGGCGGUGGUAUGGGAAUGCGGCCACAGUCGUAUUCAUCCUACACUCCUCCGUCACAACCAGUCAGUGUGCCUGAUACAUAUGAUGCCUACAAUGCAGAGAAGAAGAAGCCCAUGGCGAUUCGUGGAAAGGGCAUGCAGCUGGGCAAGAAGUCGAAAACUGGCAAUGCCUUCGAGCAAAUUCGGGGAGAACUUGGACCCGAGGCAGAGACAACAGCGCCUCUGGUUGCGCCAACUGUUACAUCACCCAAGGCCGCACCUGCGAGUACAGCCCGAGCAUCGCUGUCUGGUGACAGAGAGCCCGUGCACGUUGUUUUCGCAGAAAGCAUAUCUGCCAAUCUCAGCAGAGAAGGCACCCUGGAAACUCUCGACGUCAAAGGCGAUCUGCAACUGCGGAUUACAGACUCGUCGCUCACCCAGGUUAAGCUCACCAUAGCUGCGGGCGAUACAAGAGGUGCAAAUCUCAUGGCACACCCGAAGGUUGAUAAAACGCUUUUCAGAAACCAAAAGGUUAUUCAGAUGGCAGAAUCUGGAAAAGGAUUCCCUACAAACCAGACCAUUGGAGUGAUGCGCUGGAAAACAACACUCAAAGGUGCGGAUGUUGAAGACCCACCACUCACCUUCACUGUGUGGGUUAAUGAUGCUGGAGGCAACACAUGGAAUGUCACAGUUGAGUACGAGUGGACGGGUGGCGAUGCUCUGAAGGAUGUGGUUGUCACAAUUCCAUAUCAAACCAGUGAGCCUGCCGUAUCGAGCUUUGAUGCCGUCUACGAGGUUUCAGGAGACAGCAUCGAUUGGACUAUUGGUACCGUUGACGGUGACAAUGCCAAUGGUCAGUUUGAAUUUGAAGCGCAAGCUACAGAUGACGCAGAAUUCUUCCCCAUGAUGGUCCAUUUCAACAAAACGAAACCGUUUGUAGACCUUGAUGUUACUUCGGUGCAACUACUUGGUGUAGGACAAGAUAUCAACUUCUCGAAAGAGGUCAAGUCGACGGCAGAUAAGUACAAGAUUGGUUGAAGCAAUAGUAUACGAAGAUACUAGGUCGUUUAUUUCACGCUCCGAUGGUGCGGGGCCAGGGCAAAAAUCAGCAUUCUAGACAGUGGCAUCUGAAAUGAAAAUUAUGUUCAUUGUGA
Molecule: messenger RNA, 1802 nt
Organism: Verruconis gallopava
Lineage: Eukaryota; Fungi; Ascomycota; Dothideomycetes; Venturiales; Sympoventuriaceae
Exons: 8
Coding region: 103-1686 (527 amino acids)
Biological process (GO): Golgi localization; endoplasmic reticulum to Golgi vesicle-mediated transport; retrograde vesicle-mediated transport, Golgi to endoplasmic reticulum
Cellular component (GO): COPI vesicle coat; cytosol
Source: RefSeq, a predicted model, not a curated record